AUGUUGAAAGAACACGCAGCCCAACGUGAGAACAAUGCAGACGACAGCUCACAUGAUACCGCGGUUUCUCUUCCACUACUUCCACUGUCGGUUCCUCCCCUUGUGCUCCUUCCAGAGUUUGAUGAAGGUUCUCGCAACAAUCGCGGUCUAGAGAACGAUAUGACUGGAGGCCUCCUCUGUCCAGGUGAAAUUGACUGGAAGGAUGAUAUUGUCCGCGCUGCUGUACAGCGUAUGGAUCCCGAGUAUGACUUCGCCAGCUCUGCCCAUUCACUCUGCUUCUAUAAGGACCAAAAAUUCACUCUCGAUGAUCCAGACAAAGGUUUUCUUCAAAGUCAUUGGUUACUUCAAAUGUAUCGGACCAUUUUUACUUCACCCUCAUCAGCGAAAGGGCAAUCUGAAGACGUCGAAAAUCUCCCGCCUUCAAAGAAGAAGAAGAGUUUGAAAAGCCAUCGCGCGCAUGUUGCAAAUAUCAUUCAUAUGACCGAAGUUACACCGCGGUCUAUUGCUUAUGCGGCUGUCCAUGUGAGCAGCUGUUUCGAAUUUCUAUCUCUACUGACGGCAAUCCUUCAGCUUCAUAUUGCUCUUACAGAUUCAUCACAUUGGACUCAUUCUUAUGAUGGCUACAACUAUCAAGACCUGUGGAAUUUCGUCGUUGACUUUUUUGAGGACCCUGUUGAUGAAGAGGCAGAGAAGCAGGGAAAGGAGCUGCUCAAAUGGUGGACUGAUCGGAUUUUCACAGGCACUGGUUCUGCUGCCAACAGCCGUGGCACCAAAAUGGUCUCUCGUCGGCAGGUUGUAGUAAAAAAACAAGCAGCUAAAUCUUUAUCUCCUUUGCCUUCCUCGCCACUUGCUCCUCUGUCAUCACCUGCAUAAUUAUGUAUCCGAACUAUGUUUACGCCCUAGUAAAAUCACAAUGAACUAGAAUUAUCUAUCUCUUCGAAGAUGUUUCGUGAAUUUUCGUACAUCAAUCAAUCCAAGAUUCGUUCAGUAUCUACUGGUUUCCGACCCGAUAUCAGUUUGCUUCUAUGUAUAUCAUUGCAGGAGUAUAUUACCUGUUGUUGAUAUUAUGCUCAAAGCAUGGAGUUAAUAUGGGAUUGCCUGUUCACUAUGUUGAGAAUGGAAG
Lentinula edodes (shiitake mushroom) is the source of this 1123-nucleotide messenger RNA. RefSeq lists its product as uncharacterized. The transcript has 4 exons. The coding region runs from base 1 to 873 and encodes 290 amino acids. NCBI's taxonomy places the organism in Eukaryota, Fungi, Basidiomycota, Agaricomycetes, Agaricales, Omphalotaceae. The record is from RefSeq and is a predicted model, not a curated record.